AAUUCUUCAUUCUCUUCUCAACACUACUGCAGAAACCUACCAGCAUUUCUGUACAAUUAACGAUCAUCAAAUUUUCCAGGCUAUUAAAUUUCACAAAAAGGAAAAUAAUGGCACUUUUGUCUAAGCUUGCUACUAACGAACAACAUGGCGAAAACUCGCCAUAUUUUGAUGGGUGGAAAGCAUACGAUAAUGAUCCUUUCCACCUUGUGAAUAAUCCCAAUGGAGUUAUUCAAAUGGGUCUCGCUGAAAAUCAGCUUUCUUUUGACUUGAUUGAAGAGUGGAUUAAGAUAAAUCCAAAAGCUUCCAUUUGCACAACUGAAGGAAUUGAAUCUUUUAGGACCAUUGCUAACUUCCAGGACUAUCAUGGCUUGCCUGAAUUUAGAAGUGCAAUUGCGAAAUUUAUGGAAAACACAAGAGGGGGUAGGGUUAAGUUUGAUCCAGAACGUGUAGUAAUGGCUGGUGGAGCCACUGGAGCUAACGAAACUCUUAUGUUUUGUUUGGCUGAUCGUGGUGAUGCAUUUUUAGUCCCUUCACCGUAUUACCCUGGAUUCAAUAGGGACCUAAGGUGGAGAACCGGUGUACAACUUCUACCCAUUUCAUGCAAGAGCUCCAACAGUUUCAAGAUUACUAUAGAAGCUGUCAAAGAGGCAUAUGAAAAUGCCCAACAAGCAAAUGUCAAAGUCAAAGGCUUAAUUUUGACCAACCCUUCUAAUCCAUUAGGCACCACUUUAGAGAGGGACACACUAAAAAACCUCUUGACCUUCACCAAUGAACACAACAUCCACCUUGUUUGUGACGAAAUCUACGCAGCCACUGUGUUUGAUGCUCCACAAUUCGUCGGCAUUGCCGAAAUUAUCACCAACGAUGAAGUAACGAAUCGUUGCAUUAAUAAAGAUUUGGUGCAUAUAGUGUAUAGUCUUUCGAAAGACAUGGGAUUUCCAGGAUUCCGAGUGGGAAUUGUGUAUUCGUUCAAUGAUGAUGUGGUUAAUUGUGCUAGAAAAAUGUCGAGUUUCGGUCUUGUUUCAACUCAAACACAACAUUUACUAGCAGCUAUGCUCUCUGACGAUGAAUUCGUCGAAGAAUUUCUCAUUGAAAGCGCGAAAAGGUUAAGGAAAAGGCACGAAAAAUUCACCGGGGGACUUGAAGAAGUCGGGAUAAAGUGUCUAAAAAGCAAUGCAGGUCUUUUUUGCUGGAUGGAUUUGCGGCCGCUACUGAAAGAACCAACACUUGAGGGUGAGAUGACACUGUGGAAACUGAUCAUAAAUGACGUGAAGCUCAACGUCUCGCCUGGAUCUUCUUUUAAUUGCCACGAGGCAGGUUGGUUUAGAGUUUGUUUCGCGAAUAUCGAUGAUCAAAUUGUGGAUAUCGCGCUCAUGAGGAUUCGGAUGUUUGUGGAUGGUAAUAAUGAUGUUAAAGAAAUUGGGGUCGCGAAGAAGAAACAACAUUGGAAGAGGAGCAAUCUACGACUUAGCUUCUCGAAUGGGAAGUACGAUGAAAAUGUUAUGAGUUUGAAUAUGAUGUCUCCUAAUUCUCCAAUUCCUCACUCGCCGCUUGUUCAAGCGAGGAAUUAAAAUAAAACAUUAAUUAGGAAGGACGAUCAAUUAUUGUACCAACAAAUAAAGUUAGAAUCAUAGUAUAAGAUGAGAGUAGAACGAGAAGAAGUUGAAAUACGAUGAUACUAUUAUUCUUUUGUAACGAUUACUAGGUAGGUGUUUAGCCUUGUAAUUUGGAGCUCGAAUUUGAAGUUUUAAUGUGAAAUUAGUAGUUGUUUAUGACAUUUGAACAAAAUUUUAACUUCAAUUUGAAAAUGCUUAUUUCUCCUGAAAAAUGAAACAAAUGAUCUCGUGAUCAGUCAUCAGUAAUCAUUUCAUUCUUCUGGCAAUUAAUUUUGUACCUGCCAAUUGUUGCAACUUUGUAGUACUACCUAAUUCAUAUUUAUCACUCAAAUUUAAGAAACUAUAAAGUAAAAAAAAAAAAAAAAAACAAUGACUGGAAGUUCG
Molecule: messenger RNA, 2000 nt
Organism: Lycium barbarum (goji berry)
Lineage: Eukaryota; Viridiplantae; Streptophyta; Magnoliopsida; Solanales; Solanaceae
Product: 1-aminocyclopropane-1-carboxylate synthase 4-like
Exons: 4
Coding region: 108-1571 (487 amino acids)
Biological process (GO): biosynthetic process; amino acid metabolic process
Molecular function (GO): transaminase activity; pyridoxal phosphate binding
Source: RefSeq, a predicted model, not a curated record